CAUCAUUGGAUGAGAUGGCUAACAAGUGGUUAGCAGCGGUUAGCUGGUGUUUCGCUUCCUUUUUAGCGUAGUUCAUGUGUAACAAGUUAAGUGUUUUGACGUUUCCAGACGGAAUGAUUUGGGUGAGACGCAUAAUUGUGAACAUUAUCGUAUUUCUUACGGAUCUAUGUAAAGUUGUCGCCACUUAAGGGUUCAUAUUAUAUGUAAGCUUAGUUAGCUAACUAGUAGCAAGCCUAAGACACUACGCUGUAUUUAUCUGCUUGGGAUGAAUGUAUUGAUAAUUUUCUUUUUGGGAGUUAAAGGGAAAAAUAACAUAAAUACGUAAUUGCGGGACAACAAUAGAGCAAUAACAUGCCAGUUAAAGUCUUAAAAACUGAUGUAACUCUCGUUUGAGCAUCCAGCGAUAGAUGAACGAUAAAUACUAAGUCUGGAAAGUCACAUGCACAGCUGUGCUUAUCUUUCAACUAUGCCGGAUGACUCGUCUUCUGUUUCCACCAGAGAGUUAAAAAAGUUAAACAAAAUGGCUUGACCGUGCACUCAGUUUGUAGGUAAGUGUAGAAGCGAUUUUGAACAAUUGAAUUGUUAGUUUUUUUGAACUGUUUGCCAUGGCAAGUGCCUUAGCAGCAAAAAUGGGAUUUAACUCGCUGAUGAGAAAACAAGCGAAGACCUUCAACGUCAGGAUCUCCACAAUGGAGUCGGACCUGGAGUUUAGCUGCGAGGUCAAGUGGAAAGGAAAAGACCUUUUUGACUUGGUGUGCCGAACUCUUGGACUGAGAGAGACAUGGUUCUUUGGUCUCCGGUAUAACAUCAAGGACACAGUUGCGUGGCUUAAAAUGGACAAAAAGGUUCUAGAUCAGGAGGUGCCAAAAGAAGAACCCAUCACCUUUCACUUCCUGGCCAAGUUUUACCCUGAAAAUGCAGAGGAGGAGCUAGUGCAAGAUAUCACACAACAUCUCUUCUUUCUACAAGUGAAAAAGAAGAUCCUUGAGGAAGAUAUUCAUUGUCCCCCUGAGGCGUCUGUGCUGUUGGCCUCCUAUGCUGUCCACGCUGAGUAUGGAGAUUAUGACCCUGCUGUUCACAAGCCUGGCUUCUUGGCUGAGGAGGAACUGCUGCCAAAGAGGGUGAUUAACUUGUACCAGAUGACUCCAGAAAUGUGGGAGGAAAGGAUCACAGCAUGUUAUGCGGAGCACAGGGGUAGGACUAGGGAUGAAGCUGAGAUGGAGUAUUUAAAAAUAGCUCAGGACCUGGACAUGUAUGGCGUGAAUUACUUUUUAAUCAGGAAUAAAAAGGGAACAGAUCUUCUUCUGGGAGUAGAUGCCCUGGGGCUGCACAUAUACGAGCCAGACAACAAGCUGACACCCAAGUGCUCCUUUCCUUGGAAUGAGAUUCGCAAUAUCUCAUACAGCGACAAAGAGUUUACAAUCAAACCUCUGGAUAAGAAAGCCAAUGUUUUCAAGUUCAACUCUUCACGGCUAAGAGUCAACAAGCUGAUCCUCCAGCUAUGCAUUGGGAACCAUGACCUGUUUAUGCGCCGGCGGCGGGUGGACUCGCUUGAAGUACAGCAGAUGAAGGCUCAGGCCAGAGAAGAGAGGGCAAGAAAACAGGUAGAAAGACAACGUCUGCAAAGGGAGAAACAGCUGCGGGAGGAGGCGGAGAGAGCCAGGGACGAAUUGGAAAGGAGACUAAUUCAGCUGCAGGAUGAAGCUCACAUGGCCAAUGAGGCACUGCUGCGUUCGGAGCAGACGGCGGACCUGCUGGCUGAAAAGGCCCAGAUCGCAGAGGAGGAGGCCAAGCUGCUGGCCCAGAAAGCCGCCGAGGCUGAGACAGAGAUGCAGCGUAUCAAAGUGACUGCCAUCCGUGGCCAGGAAGAGCGGCGACUCAUGGAACAGAAGAUGCUGGAGGCAAAGAUGGUAGCCCUCAAGAUGGCAGAGGAGUCAGAAAGGAGGGCCAAGGAGGCUGAGCAGCUGAAACAGGACCUGCUGGAAGCCAGGGAUUCUGAGCGCAGAGCAAAAAACAAGCUGCUGGAGAUUACCAGCAAGGCUGUCUAUAUGUCCCCAGGACUGGCACCUGACAGCAUGCCUCAAGAUGUCAGCUUCAGUAGAGAGAACCUCAGUUUUGACUUUAAAGAUACUGACAUGAAACGUCUAUCCAUGGAGAUCGAGAAGGAGAAGGUUGAGUACAUGGAGAAGAGCAAGCACCUGCAGGAACAGCUGAAUGAGCUGAAGACCGAGAUUGAAAGUCUGAAGCUGAAAGAGAGGGAGACUCCUCUAGACAUCAUUCACAAUCAGAACACAGAACAGGGGACCAGCAAGCACAGCAACUUUAAAAAGCUUACACUACAGAGCACCAAGUCCAGGGUUGCCUUCUUUGAGGAACUUUAAACAACAGAGCUGCAGAGAUGAGGAUGAACAACUGCCAAGAACCUCUUCUAUAUGCACUCCUGGUCAGUUGAAAAGACAGAUCACCCUGCAAGGCUUUAUGGUUUUCUUCCUCCUAAAAAACACUGUGGACAAAAAAACUAAACAAAAAAAAUGCCCACUACCUUAAUCUGCACCAAAUCUUGGUGCCUUGCGUAUGCACAAAUAAGAAUGCAUGCCUGUUCCUGCACUAAAUCUUAAAUUCAUUCUUAAAAUGAGUGCUUGUUUACAGUGAGAGUGUGUUUCAUACAGCACAAGCUCCAGGAAUGUUUUGAAGUGAACUUGUGUGUGGGAUUUGUUAUUCUCAGAGAAUAAGCAUUGACAGUAAAAAAGGGAGUGAAAGUGUACUGUUCCUUUUCCACUCUGAUGUGAGUCUGAUGCGGUUAUAUUUGUGGUGCUUAAAUUGGUUAUUAUAUCUUGCCCAGCUCUGUAUUGUCCGAUUGCAGAGCUGUUUCACAAUUCAAGAAGAAAUUAACGUAAACAGAUCUGAGCAAGAGAGGUGAUGAUUAUAUAUCAAUCCCACUUUGAAGCAAAUGUUUAAUAUUUAGUGUUGUAAACAACAACUGAUCUUAAACUUCCCGCUGCUUCAACACUGACCAUUUGUUAUAGUCAACUUUACUGAUAAUCCCGAUGGAUUCUGCCUUUGAAAUUGAAUGUUUGACCAUUAAAUACUGGUCAUUUAGGGAGCCAUUUUUAUUUUAUGAUCUGUGGUUUCUUUUUCUCAACACUAAAAUGUAUCUUUAUGACCAGGAAUUUGCCUUAGCUGUGUUGUGUGAGCAGUGUUUGUCUCAGAAAGCAUGACCAUGUGUUAAUCAUGAGGCCUCAAUACCUACAUAUAUGUAUUGUCUACAUAGAGAUGUCACGCUACAUAUCUCUAGCUGCCUUGAGCAUAUAGUUAUUGUGUCCUUACAUAAUGCGCCGGGUGCACUGUGUUAUAGUCUUGAAAAUGAGGAAAUGGUCAUUUUUACUAGGUGGUUCUUGGAAUUUAAACUGGAUCAAGGAAGUGUAUUGCCUUAGAUGUGAGCUUUUGUCACAUCUGAGAUCCAUCUCAGCUUUUUAUUUUAUUUUCUGUUUUUUGGGUUUAUUUUUUUUACUUUUUUGUGACCACAACCACUUUUUUAAAAACAUAAAUUAGCAUCUAUUUUGAAUUAAUGUGUCUUUUUGAAUUAAUGUGUUCUUUCCCACUGAAAGCAAUUUAUUCUGGAGAAUUAUAAUGUGACAAAUAUAUAUAUAUAUAUAUA
Molecule: messenger RNA, 3658 nt
Organism: Pelmatolapia mariae (spotted tilapia)
Lineage: Eukaryota; Metazoa; Chordata; Actinopteri; Cichliformes; Cichlidae
Gene: nf2a
Product: NF2, moesin-ezrin-radixin like (MERLIN) tumor suppressor a
Exons: 16
Coding region: 606-2381 (591 amino acids)
Biological process (GO): positive regulation of early endosome to late endosome transport; negative regulation of cell population proliferation; regulation of organelle assembly
Cellular component (GO): filopodium; adherens junction; apical part of cell
Molecular function (GO): actin binding; integrin binding
Source: RefSeq, a predicted model, not a curated record